This is a messenger RNA of Leptopilina boulardi, 5145 nucleotides long. RefSeq lists its product as uncharacterized. The transcript is spliced from 7 exons. The coding region runs from base 1201 to 4806 and encodes 1201 amino acids. Lineage: Eukaryota; Metazoa; Arthropoda; Insecta; Hymenoptera; Figitidae. The record is from RefSeq and is a predicted model, not a curated record.
AAAACGAGACAGUUGAGACCUUCUAAAUGGAUUAAAGUCUCUGCUGUAAGUCUGCAAAGAGAACUUUUUUCUUACAAACCAUUCUUCUGUAAAUAAUCUCUCAUGUAUACAAUAUAUAUGGAAUAUAGAGACAUUUAUUUUUACUUCUAAAAGUUUUUACAGGAUAUAGGUAUAUAUAUUUAAAAAAAAAUUAAUGCUAUUUAUAAACUCAUAUGGAAUUUUAAUAAAUAAAAAAAAAUUAUAUAAAAAAAAAAAAUGACAAAUGAGGGGGAUUUUGUUAAAUGACACAGGAGGUUUAUUCAAAAUAUUAUAAUUUAUUGGAAUUCAAAAUGAUGACCUACUAUUAUUCCCUAGAUAAUGGAGUGUGAAGAAUUUAGCCUUUUUUUAAUUUCUAAUCUGGAUCAGUGAAAAUUUUCAAUGGAAAAUAAUUGUGAAUUAUAUAAUACCACAGGAAUCAAGUAAUUGGAAAACUGAUGUUAAAAAAAUGGUACUCUUUGAUUUUUGAAUCGUUUGGAGUAAAAAAGGAUUUUUUUUUCGAAAUAAUUUAUUUUGAUAUGAGAUGACUUGUUCCUGGAGUAACCGCCUGGAGUCGACACCAUCGUCGUCGUUGAUCGCCUUUCCCUUCGAGCGCUGGAUAGCCGGUGAUUGCGCGCGUCAGGCUGGUUGUCUGCUUCUAUUUCACAUAUAUAUAUAUUUUGAAACAGCUCUCCAGUCUGCAACGAGUGUUCGGCGGGCUUGGAACGAUCGUCAGGUUCCUGGCGGAAGGUUCCCGUUUGGCCAAGGACCUUUUUCCACUUGGCCAAACCAAAUGACAUGUCCUGGAAUUGUGUGAAAUCGGAGAACGAACGCGACGUGCAAUAAUAAUAAAAAAAAAAAAGGAAAGAAGAAAGGUGGAUUGAAAAGGCGUCGUUGUCGAGAGAAAGAGAGAGAGAGAGAGAACGCCUACUACUACGCUGGCGGGAAAUCGAUAAACGACGUUUCCAAGCAAAGUGCGAGCAGACCGGAAGAGAACAUAGGGUUUGGGGGAGAGAAAAAAAGGAAGGUUGUAGCAGAAUGUUCCAUGCUAUGAUGGUGACUUAGCAACGCCCGCUUGUGAAUCCAAAAAAAAAAAACUUGGAGGGCAAAAUCGGAAGUCUAAUCAACAAUUUUCAUUUUCCGCUAACGAUGAAGUGAAAACAGAGAAAGAGAGACAAGGUCAUCAUGAAGGAUCACGGUAGUGAGAAUGCGACAGAAGUGCCUGUCAGGGCACUUAAAUCACUAUUGAAAAAACCCGGACAAACAAAGGCGAAAGGUCACAAAAAUCGUGUAGUAAUUAAUGAGAAAUUAAAUGAAUUUUUCGCUGCCGAUUAUAUUAUUUUAAUAAAAGAAGAAUGUUGCACUGACUAUGAGGAGGAGUGCGAUUGUUGUUGUCAGGAACAUGAAAUGAUAAGACUUGGAAAUUGUAAAGAAUGUAGAGCUGAGCUUAAUCUUCAUUUUGGUGGUGGUGGUGGUGGUGACGGAAGAUUUGGAGAUGGUUGUGAGGAUGAUGUACAAGUUCAAAGGGAACAAGUGUUUGGUAGUGAGGAGUCACUUGGCGAAGAGGAGGAGGAAGAUGAGGAUGAUGAUGAUGAAGAGGAAGAGGAUGAGGAGGAGGAGAAUGAAGAGGGCGAGAAUGAAGAUGAACCUGAGGUGAUCAGAGAAGUCAGUACGUUAGAUGAAAAGAGAAAUGUUGCACCCCAACGGAGUCAACAUCAACAACGGGAGACAUUGAGCCCACCCGAGGGUUACAAGGACUUGUGCGUGGAAAAUGAAAUGGGAAAGGAGUCUGAACAUCGACUUGAGUCUGUAUGCGCCGAGUGUAACUACUACCAAAGGGCGACAGAAGCCGAAGAAUGUGUCGAAGGACAAGUCGAAGAUUUGAAAAAUGCUCAAGAAACGUCGAGACAUCUCGAAGAUGGAAGUUUACAGCCGACCAUAGAUCAAGCCCAACAAACAACUCCAGAUCUUCAUCAGCGUUAUCUUGUAGAAACGAUAACGAUGACGACGGUGACGGAGCGUCGAAUUGUCCGCGAGAUCAGCGAAGAAGAAACACAACCUUUAGACGAAAUUGAUUCAACUAAUGAGAAAGAUUCAUUGAAUGGCUCAAAACUCGAAUUCACUAUUUGUCCGCCGCCAGACGCUAAAGAUAUUAUUAAAACUAACGACGAUGUAAAUAAAUCGCCAGAAAAUAUGACAAAAAUCGAUAAACGUGCCUCGAAGGAAAUUUCUGAUGGAUCCGAUCUUUCUCUGACCUUUAAGUUGGGCACAUCACUCGCAACCAACAGCCUCAAGCCAAAUUCCGCUGUACGACAACUUUUCCCCGACCCUAGAUUCAUAUCUCCACCUCCAGCGCCAACAAAGAACAUAUCUCUUUCGGACGUUGACGAUGAAGAUGAGCAUUCAGAGGCUCAGAAAUUCCUCAUCACCACUGAAACCCUACGUCUUUUUGAUGCUGUCAAAAGGACCAAAAUUGCCGGCAACCGGAGUGAUUCAUCUGAAAGUGAAUCUUCCAGUAUCAAGAGAACAAUUGAGAGAAAUGCCCUAAGAAGAAGUCUUAUUUCAAAAUACGAGACUAGUGGCGGUUCGAAGAAGAAAAAUUUACGAAGUAAAGAUUUAACUCUCGAGGAGAGAAUACGACAAUUGACAUGCGUUGAUCAGGAUGAUGACACCGGUGAUAGUAAUUCAUCAGAAAGUGGAAGAACCGUUGAGGGUUGCGAUCAAAAUAAUGAAUUACCAGCAAGAACAUCGCCAUCAGGUGAAGAGAGACCGAAAAAUGAUCGCGUACCACGUACCAUUAUUCAAGAGCAAGAAAUAAAUCUUCCUCCGCCUUAUCAGAAUGCCAAUCAUCAUCAUCAUCAUCACCAUCAGCAGUCGACUUAUAAAAAAAUCACCGAUCUCUUUGGCCAAAAGAAAAAUAUUCAAAUGAAUCUUCCCGAUAUUGGUCUUGGUAAUAGAAUGACAAUUGGUAAAGAAUACAUUUCAAAAUCAGCAGUUUCAAAAAUGAAUUCUGAUGCAAGGAAACAAUUUCUAGCUAGUCUUGCGCCUUUAUCUUGUGUCACAUCGACCGGAGAGGGAAAAGAUGAUUACUAUCGAAUUGCAUCAAAAAUCACUGGAAGCAAUAGGGACUCAGUGGGUUAUAAUUCUGAUUCAUCAUACAGUCUUGAGGAUAUUGAAGCCGCAUUGAGAGGUGAGGAAAGAAAUUAUCGAAAUGCAGGUCCACCUGAUGUCACAAGAGGAACACCCACAAGCAUUGGACCCGAUUCAGGUGAUGCGAGUGAUGAAUUAAUGGCUUUUGUUGAACAAGACAAGUCAAGAACCGAGAGGAUCAAGAGACGUUACAAUGAUAAUGAAGGAACAUCAGUCGAUGGCGAUGUUGUCAAGGAGAAUGGAAAGGACAAAAAGAAUACCGUCGACGAUGACGAGGACGACGAGCUCAAUGAUUAUGGUUUUAACAGAAGACCCGCAGUUCGUGGAAUUAAACCACAAUUUGGAACAACGGAGGAGAUUGUCCAACAAUUGAGAUCGCGAAGCGUUGCCGCAACAUCACUUCCAGAUCGAACAUCCCUACCUCCACAUUGGACGUUCUAUGACAACACCAAUGACAAUCCCGAGAAGCAAGAAUCAUUCGUUGACGAUUCAGAAACAUUUAAGCAAGCAACCUUCAACAACGAGAAUCCCGGAAAGCAUACAAUCAACAGGAUAAACAAUAUGCAAAGACAGAUUGAUGACAUUUAUCAAACAAUUGCUGACACAUCGGUAAAUGCUCAAGGUUUAGAUCGCUCAUACGUCGAUACAACUCUACCAAGAACAUUAGUUCACGUUGCAGUCGCCGACGGUAGUCAUCGUUACGUGGACCAAAAAAAUGGACUCCACUUUCAAGAUCAAAUGUCAGGCCAUAGAAUUCGUGUCGCCGGUGCUGCUGAUUUAGUUCCAACAUCCGGCUACAAUAGUCUUCCCAGUAAAUCACGACAGCAUCCAGUAGGUUACACUAAUUAUUCAUGUAGUACUGUGCCAACUUCCAAUCCAAAAUGUUAUCGUACAAUGUACCUCGUUCCCUACAAUGGAAUCACAGAUCCAGCUUAUCAAAAUCUCCAACGAAUUCUACCGGCCCAAUCAACGCCAACAAAUUACGCGAAUCACAUCGAUCGCUAUCCAUAUCCAAGAAAUCGUGUCGAUCCCCAACCACGUUAUUACGUACGGCCUAAUAAUCCACCGCCAACUAAUCCACAAUUACAUCUUCAUUUACAUCAAUCCGAUGAAAUACACGUGGCAAACGUCCCACCACCAGUUGGACUAAAUCACACCAUACAAACAAUACACCAUCAACAUCAUCAGGUUGCAUCCUAUAGUGGCGCUCAAUCAGUACCAUCGUACACUGUUAUUGCACCACCAAGACCCCAAGCGCCAUAUACACAUCAAAUUCAUUUAUCACGAAGUGCAAGUGACGUUCAAACACAAACUGUCUCUCUACCCCCUUCAGUGGUAUCGGCAUCAAUUGGAUCAACAUUAACGACAUUCACUGGUAGCACUCAAAUACUUGGUACAACAAUGACGUCAUCAGCAACAAUUUUAGCCUCACCCACAAAACUUCAACAUCAAAGGAAUAAUCCUUGCAAUGUUGCUGAACGCGGAGUCCCCGAAGGUGCAGCCAGUGCACCAGCUCAGGAUUUCAAUCAGACGAGUUCCACUAAUUCGAGCCAUACUGUUACGAACUCGUUUAUAGGUCAUCCCAAUAACGUGCCUCCACCCAACACACAGAACUCUGUAUACUACGCGAUGAACGUGUAAACGGAUUACUUGAAAGGGAUUCACCUUUACUGGCUAAUUAAGUCGAAAAGGUAGUGGAAUUACCGAGUUUUACUUGUAAACUUGCAGUUUUGGAAGAGAUGGGGUUUUAAGUAAAACGAAGCAUUGUGGUUACAUCUGUUAAUUUUGGGAUGUACCCACAUUUUGUAGUUUUGCUGUGGCCGCGGCCAAUAAGCAAAUGGGGUCAUGUACGAGUUACAUGUGCGUGCUAUUCGUUCCCACGAGUAUUCGAGUUUACCACUAAGUAAAGUGGAUUAUAAGUUUGUGGCCGCGUUUGGCUUAUUUUUUUUUUUUCCAUAUACAAAUGCACCCAAAGUGGGC